AUGUAUAGUAAAUUUAUAGAUCGUCAAUCGUAUCCAUAUGAUACUUACAUUGCACGAAGUGAGGUUAUUUAUUGUUCUCGUAUAUCAGAGAAUAGAAAGAGUAUUUGCAAUUAUUUGCGUGAAUUUAAAAAGAAAUCCUGUCAAGCCUAUAAACCGGACAAAAACCAUACAGGUAGAAAUAAGUGUACUUGCGGAUUAUAUAGAGAAGACCAUGAAUGUAUAGGUCGAUUUCCGCAACAACCUUCAGACCAAUAUGUUCAUUUACCAACAGAUGCUUAUGGAAGUAUAGAGUUUAUUGAUCAGGUUCAUGGAUUUCAAAAUGCUAAAUACAUUCGUUUAGCUAAUGAUACAAAAAUGGAUAAGGUGGCACGUUUGCUUCGUGAUGUGUGGAAGUUAAUUGAUAAUAAGCAGCUACCAGAUGUUAUUUUAUCCAUUGGUGGCGGAGUUAAAGAAUAUAGGCCUAAUAAAAUUCUCGAAGAGAAGUUCCAUGCCACCUUGAUCAACGCAGCUGAAAAUAAUAACGUGUGGCUACUUACAUGUGGCGCAUUUGUUGGAGUCAGUAAAAAUGUUGGAGAAGCUAUGUUCGAAUCUUUCUUUGAGCAAUGGGCGUGCAAUGAUCGCAUUAAGAAACCGAAUAACUUAAAGUGUAUUGGUGUUGCACCUUGGGGUUACAUAGCUGACUCAAAUAAAUUAAUUAAUGACCCUAAAAAUAAUCUUAAUCCAAAGAAGUAUUCCGUGAAUGCGUUGGUUGAACGUGGAAAGCCAACUUCGCUUGAUCCAUAUCAUACUCACUUUCUCUUGGUAGACGAUGGUUCCCAUGGCCGUUACGGCACAGAAAUCGAAUUUAGAGCUAUGCUGGAAGCUUAUUUAACAAAGAACUUAGGUGAAUCAGACCAAGGUGAAAAGGUUCAGAUUCCUACUGUCUACGUUGUACUAGAAGGAGGUCCAGACAUCUUUACUGCAGUUGCUGAGCGACUUAAGCGCGAGGUACCAGUUAUUGUAAUAGAGGGAAGUGGUCGAGCAUCCUCUAUUAUCGCGUAUGCCGUUCGUUCAUGUGAAGAAAGGUAA
This is a messenger RNA of Trichoplax adhaerens, 1068 nucleotides long. RefSeq lists its product as uncharacterized. Gene Ontology annotation, molecular function: ligand-gated calcium channel activity. The record is from RefSeq and is a predicted model, not a curated record. Gene Ontology annotation, biological process: calcium ion transmembrane transport. NCBI's taxonomy places the organism in Eukaryota, Metazoa, Placozoa, Uniplacotomia, Trichoplacea, Trichoplacidae. The transcript has 6 exons. The coding region runs from base 1 to 1068 and encodes 355 amino acids.